AUGGAAGUGGACCUGGACUCGCGCAACGCCAAGUGGAACCGUGGGCUGAAGCAGCGACGCGAGCAGGCCAAGUGCAAGAUCGAGGCGGAGCGUCAGAAGCGCGUGGCAGCAGCCAAGGCCCGUGAAGCUCUGGAGUCGCUGCAGCAACAGAAGCGCGUGGAGCGUCUGGCCGAGUCGGCGCGACAGGCGGAACAGCUGCUAGAGGAGCAGCGACUCACGGGCGGCAUCAAGUACGUGCAAGAGCUGCGGCCGUUUCCUACAAUGGGAGACGGAGACAAGAUCACGCUGCCGGCGUCGGCGCUGGAGGCGCUCAAUCCGCAGAACGCGCUGGAGCUUGGCGUGUUCACGUUCGAGCUGUGGGUUACCGAGAUGGGUACAGAGCUGAGUGAAGUGGGUACAGUCAAGAAAAGACGGACGCAUGCUGGAGUGCUGGAGUUUGUGGCUGAAGAAGGAACAGUGGGGCUCCCACCAAAGGUCGCUGCGUCGUUGUUUCGACAGAUGAAGGAGCAGCCACCAGCGACUAUUCACGUGCGCUUUGUGCGGUUAGAACAGGGCAAGUUUGCACGUCUGCAGCCAAGAGGAGACGGAUUUGGUGAUCGUCAGAUUGACUUGAAGCACCUGCUGGAGUGUGCGUUACAGACGCACACGACGCUGACGGAAGGCGACGUCCUGUUUGUUCGACAUGGUCGAGAAACGUUCGAAGUGAUUGUGUCCAAGUUGAAACCUGAACGCGCUGUUCGCAUCGUAAAUACUGAUCUGGAAGUGGACUUGAGUCCGUGUGAAGCAGUGGUCAAGGCUGCAGAAGAAAAGAAGCGGUUGGAGGUAGAGGCGGCGCGUGCUGCAGCCGUAGUGGAAGAGAAGGAGAUUUGGAAAGCAAACAAGAUGGCGACGUUGGUACCGGAACCGUCUGCGGAAGCGUGUGCACAGACAAAGGUGGUGCUGAGGACGCCUGAAGGCCCAGCAACGCGGCGCUUUUUGCACGCGUCUCCGUUGCGGUGCGUGUUUGAGUUUGUUGAGGCGCUUACGGGCGAGAAUUCGCGUCUAUUUCAAUUGGCGACUACAUAUCCACGUCAACUCUUUGGAGUAGAUGCAGCUGACAAGACGCUGCAAGAGCUUGGCCUUAGUGACCGCCAAGUAGCGUUGUUUGUUGAGAAGCUAGCAGCGGAUGCGGACAUGGUCGAACCGGGUGAUACAGAAGAUAAAAUGCGCUUGGAGUCAGCACGAGCUGCUCGGGCAUGUACACAGCUACCUCGUGCUUGGGAUGAAGCUCGGCAGAGUUUGGAAAGACGGCUAGAUGCAAGCAUGCACUCCACUACGGUUCCUGCUAUUCAUGCGAUGGAGCCUGCUAUAGCUGUCACGCAGUCUACAGACCAAGCUAUAAAGUGGCAGGCCCAGUUGAGCGAGCUCGAGCAGAUGGGCUUCAUGAAUCGACCACUGAAUAUUGAAGUGCUGGAGAAGUACCAGGGUCGACUGCUGCGCGUUGUGAAUUUCUUGUCCGAGAUGGCGUCUACUAGCGAAGAUAACGGUGUGACCGUAACGGAAGACUAA
Molecule: messenger RNA, 1548 nt
Organism: Peronospora matthiolae
Lineage: Eukaryota; Oomycota; Peronosporomycetes; Peronosporales; Peronosporaceae
Source: the annotation of a GenBank genome assembly